GUGAAAAACCCAACAUUUUAACGUGCCGUCACGGUUCCGUUACAAAAUGCACUACGGCCAAUCUCACAUUGCCCCAGUUCAGCAACCCCUUCAUGAUGAUGUCACUCGACGUCUAGACAGCUUAGAAAAGCUAGUGGCUAAACAGCGAGGUGCCCCACCUCCACACCAUGCUGCUGACUCCAUACCCCACCCUUUGAACACCAACAUCACACUGAAACCCUACCCCGCUGGCUUCAGGAUACCACAACUUGAAACUUAUGAUGGGACGAAGGAUCCCGAUGAUCAUCUACAUGCUUUCUACUCUUGCAUGCAAGCCCAGAACGCCUCUAACGCGUUGAUGUGCAAAAUCUUUCCCUCGACUCUCCGAGGUAAUGCUCGAACCUGGUAUUACAGUCUACCUCCGAGGUCAAUCAGCUCUUAUACCGAAAUGGCAUCUGCUUUUGCCAUAAAGUUUUCCAGCCGAAGGUUGAUUAGGAAAACUACUUCCGAGUUGAUACGAGUUAAACAGAGGGAAGGAGAAUCUUUGAAAAAUUAUAUAAGCAGAUUCAAUGACGCAGUACUGGAGGUUAACUCCUUCGACCAGGCUGUGGAAAUUACAGCUGUGAUCUCAAGUUUAAACCAUGAGCGAUUCAGAGAUAGUUUGCUCAAGCACCCUGCCACCAGCUUCAGCGAGGUGAAUAAUAGGUCCCUGAAAUUCAUAACUGCUGAAGAAUAUGCCCUGUCACAGAAUCCAGCUCCCUCUAAUAACCAAAACCCAGACUGGAGAGAUGAGAAUUCGAACAGGAAACGGAUGAAGACAACACAAAACCGAAGUCCGGUGCCGACCUCCACCCCGAGAUUCGGAAGGCCGAACUCAGCACCUCCACAACAACCUGCAAGUAAACCUCCAGUUACUUGGACUCCUUUUAACUUGCCAAGGUCACAAAUCUUCAUGCAGAUUAAGAAUAAGAUGGACUUAAGGCGUCCAGGUCCAAUGAGAACUGCUGCUGCUACCAGAGAUCAUACUAGAUAUUGUGAUUUUCAUCAAGAUCACGGUCAUACAACAGAGCAAUGCAACAGUCUGAGGUCCGAGUUGGAAAGUCUGGCUCAGAAAGGAAUGUUGAAUGAGUACAUUCAGAGAGCUGAACAGCCAAGGUUUGUCAGAGAACAGGGGCCACAGCAUCAAGGAGUCCGCAAUCCCCCGAACAGGCAAGAGGUUAAGCAUCAAAGCCGAGCUCAGAAACAAAAGUUUGACGAUGCUGCCUGGAAGAAUCAACCUAUUACUUUCACAUCUGUCGAUUUUGACACAGUUGUUACACCUCACAAUGAUCCUCUAGUCACUUCUGUCCUGAUUAACAACUGUGAAGUACAACGUGUCCUUAUUGACACCGGGAGUGCACCAAACAUCAUGUACUUCCACUGUUUUGAGAGUCUUGGACUAGAUCAAGCAUUAUUGCAGAGAUAUGAUGAUCCCAUCUAUGGUUUCAAUAACCAGCCGGUUCCAGUUGAAGGUGUCCUAACCAUGAAUGUUGCAUUUGGGAGUGGCCGAACCUAUGUGACUCCUUCCGUCCGGUUUCUAGUAGUCAAGAUGGCGUCCUCCUUCAACGUUGUUAUUGGCCAACCCACGCUAACUAAAAUCCGAGCUAUGGUUUCCCAGUCUAACCUCCACAUGAAGUUCCCAACUCCCAUGGGAAUAGCAACACUACGAGGCAACCAGGAGGUGGCUAGACAUUGCUAUAUCACCUCGGUAACACAACCUAAGAAGGGCAAAGAUCAGAUACCUGAGGCCGUUCCCCAACAGAUUUCUGACAAUCAGCAAGUCAUAGGUGUUGAAAUAGUAGAUAAUCAACCGGAAGAUGAAACCAGAGCUGCUCCAGUUGAGGAUGUUGAAGAGGUGCACAUUGAUGACAGAGAUCCGAGCCGAAAAACGCAAAUUAGAACUAAGUUGAACCCGAAGGAAAGAGCAGAGCUAAUAGCUUUCCUUCGGGCCAACAAAGAUAUUUUUGCAUGGACUUCAGCAGACAUGCCGAGAAUUCCCACUUCGGUUUCUCAACAUAAACUCAACACCAAUCCACUCAAGAAACCAGUAGCCCAAAAGCGACGCCCCUUUGGGGGGGAAAGGUUACAGAUGUGCAUCGAUUAUACUAACCUCAACGACGCAUGUCCAAAAGACUAUUACCCAAUGCGAAACAUUGACAAGCUGGUUGAGGCAGCUUCUGGAAAAAAGAGAUUAAGUCUCUUGGAUGCAUACUCUGACUACCACCAGGUUCCAAUAGCUCCUGAGGACGAAGAGAAAACCUCGUUCUAUGCCCGCGAUGAAAUCUAUUGCUAUGUGAUGAUGCCUUUCGGCUUGAAGAACGCAGGUGCCACCUACCAGAAGAUGGUUACCAUCGUAUUCUGAGCUCAAAUAGGCUGGAAUUUGGAGGACCCACCUCGGGGCUUUGCAAGUCAAUCCGAAGUGCAGAUACGGAUUGAAGAAAGACUUCUGGUUUGG
Molecule: messenger RNA, 2473 nt
Organism: Rubroshorea leprosula
Lineage: Eukaryota; Viridiplantae; Streptophyta; Magnoliopsida; Malvales; Dipterocarpaceae
Source: the annotation of a GenBank genome assembly